Alexandromys fortis (reed vole) is the source of this 1911-nucleotide messenger RNA. It is a transcript of the gene Igsf11, whose product is annotated as immunoglobulin superfamily member 11. The record is from RefSeq and is a predicted model, not a curated record. Bases 168 to 1454 code for a protein of 428 amino acids. Gene Ontology annotation, cellular component: cell-cell junction. NCBI's taxonomy places the organism in Eukaryota, Metazoa, Chordata, Mammalia, Rodentia, Cricetidae. The transcript has 7 exons.
GGAGCUUGGGGGGAGUGGCUGCGGCGGCCGGCGAGCCCGGGACGCCCGAGCCUGCCCCGAGCCUCGGCGGAGCGGAGCGGCCUCGGCGCUCCCGUGUCCCGCGCGGUCCCCGCUGCACCCCGCCGCCUAGGAGCCCGGUGGACGGCGGCUCCCGCGGCGGCCCCGGUAUGACUCGGCGGCGCUCGGCUCCAGCGUCCUGGCUGCUCCUGUCGCUGCUCGGUGUCACAGUGUCCCUGGAAGUGUCCGAGAGCCCUGGCAGUAUCCAGGUGGCCCGGGGCCAGACUGCAGUCCUGCCGUGUGCCUUCUCCACCAGUGCUGCUCUCAUUAACCUCAAUGUCAUCUGGAUGGUCAUUCCUCUCUCAAAUGCAAACCAGCCUGAACAGGUCAUUCUCUAUCAGGGUGGACAGAUGUUUGACGGCGCCCCCAGGUUCCAUGGGAGGGUAGGAUUUACAGGCACCAUGCCUGCUACCAAUGUCUCCAUCUUCAUCAAUAACACCCAACUCUCAGAUACAGGCACCUACCAGUGCUUGGUGAACAACCUUCCAGACAGAGGGGGCAGGAACAUUGGGGUCGCUGGCCUCACAGUGUUAGUCCCCCCUUCUGCUCCACACUGCCAAAUCCAAGGAUCCCAGGACAUCGGCAGCGACGUCAUCCUUCUGUGUAGUUCCGAGGAAGGCAUCCCUCGGCCCACUUACCUUUGGGAGAAGUUAGAUAAUACACUCAAGCUACCUCCAACCGCCACUCAGGACCAGGUCCAGGGAACAGUCACCAUCCGGAAUAUCAGUGCCCUGUCUUCGGGUCUGUACCAGUGUGUGGCUUCUAACGCCAUCGGGACGAGUACCUGUCUCCUGGAUCUUCAGGUGAUCUCACCCCAGCCCCGAAGUGUUGGAGUCAUCGCUGGAGCUGUCGGCACCGGGGUAGUCCUCAUCAUUAUUUGUAUUGCACUAAUUUCAGGGGCAUUCUUUUACUGGAGAAGCAAAAAUAAAGAGGAGGAGGAGGAAGAUAUCCCCAAUGAAAUCAGAGAGGAUGAUCUUCCACCUAAAUGCUCUUCUGCCAAAGCAUUUCACACAGAGAUAUCCUCCUCGGAAAAUAACACCUUGACCUCUUCCAAUACCUACAACAGUCGAUACUGGAACAACAAUCCCAAAGCCCACAGAAACACGGAAUCGUUCAACCACUUCAGUGACUUACGCCAGUCUUUCUCUGGCAAUGCCGUUAUCCCCUCCAUCUAUGCAAAUGGGAGCCAUCUGGUCUCUGGCCCACAUAAGACCCUGGUAGUGACAGCCAACAGAGAGUCCUCACCCCAGGUCAUGCCCAGGAACAAUGGUUCAGUCAGCAGGAAGCCUUGGCCUCAGCACACACACUCCUACACUGUCAGCCAAGUGACUCUGGAGCGCAUCGGUGCAGUACCUGUCAUGGUGCCUGCCCAGAGUCGGGCGGGAUCCCUGGUGUAGGAUAUUUGAGGAUGCUGUGUGCAGAAGAGAGAAAAUGGAAUGCCUCCCGACAAGGGGGAGAGCAGGGGUGGGCGAGUGCUGGAAAGAUAGACUUUUGUUACCAUUACUUUAGUGGAAAGCACCAAGAAGACGGUGCUCUUGCCUGGCCACUGCAGUGUGUGAAGUGACCGAGAAUAUUCCGUCAUGAAGACUCAAGAAGACUGUUCUUCACCACAGUUGUCCUGGGAUUCAGUUAAAAAAAACAAAAAACAAAACAAAAACAAACUGCUGCAUCUCGAAUGACGUGCCAAGCCAAGGAGAAUGCUAGAGGCAGAAUAGCGCUUACGACCCAAACUGUGGUCCAGGUGGACCUGUUCUUUAAUUCUUGCCUAACUUAAUAAUUUUCAGGAGACUUAAGUGCCAGGUGGAGUUUAAAUAAUAAGAUUAUUUUUUAAAAUAUGUAUAUUUACAAAACAAA